Messenger RNA from Melanotaenia boesemani (Boeseman's rainbowfish), 1916 nucleotides. It is a transcript of the gene kctd6a, whose product is annotated as potassium channel tetramerization domain containing 6a. The record is from RefSeq and is a predicted model, not a curated record. Gene Ontology annotation, biological process: protein homooligomerization. Bases 194 to 913 code for a protein of 239 amino acids. The transcript has 6 exons. Lineage: Eukaryota; Metazoa; Chordata; Actinopteri; Atheriniformes; Melanotaeniidae. Gene Ontology annotation, molecular function: protein binding.
GGAAGUCAUGUCUUCCUUCCUAUCACUCUGGAUGUAAACAGUCGGGGAGCUAGCGUCUCUAACCUCAGGGUGUAUCGUGCAGAAGCAGCGGUUAGAUGUGAUGAACCGUCAGAGGUGUCGGUGGAAAUAGAAAUGAUCAUCUCAGCGGUCUGAAUUAAACAGGAACAACACAGGCUUCCAACCAGGCCUGCAGAUGGAGAAUGGAGACCUGGGUCACAUGAUGGGGGAGCCAGUUUCUCUGAAUGUGGGCGGCUGUGUGUACAGCACAUCUCUAUCCACACUGAAGCGCUACCCAGACUCCAUGCUGGGGGCCAUGUUCAGAGGAGACCUCCCUACUGUGAAAGAUUCACAUGGAAACUACUUCAUUGACCGCGACGGCCCGUUGUUUCGCUACAUCCUCAACUUCCUACGCACGUCAGAGCUGACACUGCCGUGUGACUUCAAAGAGAUGGAGCUGCUCAGGAAAGAGGCGGACUUCUAUCAGAUUGAGCCCCUGAUUCAGUGUCUGGGAGACCCCAAACCACUGCUGCCCUACCCCACCGACAUUUACGAGGAGGUGGUGGAGCUGUCCAGCACCAGGAAGCUGUCCAAGUACUCCAACCCUGUCGCAGUCAUCAUCACCCAGCUCACCAUCACCACCAAGGUCCAUGCAAUGUUGGAGUCCAUCUCCGGCAGUUUCACAAAGUGGAAUAAACACAUGAUGGACACCAGAGAUUACCAGGUGUCCUUCACCUUUGGCCCAUGUGACCAUCAGCAGGAGGUUAGCUUGCGCGUCCACCUGCUGGACUUCAUCUCCAAAGCUGGUUUCACGAUACGCAACACGCGAGUUCACCACAUGAGUGAACGGGCCAACGAGAACACGGUGGAACAUCACUGGACGUUCUGUCGACGAGUUCGCAAAGUGGACGACUGAUGGAUCGGCUUCAGAAUGAGCUCUCACGAGACGUCGUGUCUGGAGACGAAGAGAGACGUUGUGGAGGUGUCUUGGUUGUCGUGUUUCUUUUGUGUGGUGUUAUUUUUUAAUAGAACUGUGCAAUCUGUUCAGAGAUAGAGUAAAAAAUGAGGUCACCAAUGCUGGACACCGUAGAUGCGCAGAAUACAGUUCCAGUCAAAGGUUUGGACACAUUUUCCACUGAAUCCAAUGGGAAAGUGUUUCUCAGCUUUUGACUGGUGCUGUGUAAACAAAUAUCUUCUUAACUUUUUGGCCUUCAGUUCAGGAUAUUUUACACAAGUGGCCAACCAUUUUUUCUUUCCUUAUUAUUACCCUUUCCAGAGCAGUGAGUCACACUUUUCCUUUCAUUAAAAAAUAGCAGGCACCUUGAGCUUACAUUCCUCUGUCCAGGGAUGAGAUGUCAGAUAUGAUGUUUGUGACUACCCAUUACCAGCUUCUGUUUUAGUAUUACAAGGUGAUGAAGUCUGUGACAGGUAUGUGGAACUAAAUGGGAGAAUAGCAUCAUCACAGAUAGACCUCAUCAUAGCUGAGGUAUUCCACAUCUUUUAGGCUGGAAAUCUUUUAGUCUAACUCUCAUUUGUUUGAUAAGCCGCCUAUGCACUGACAUUAGCAAAAACAAGAUGCAAGUUUUUUCCAUAGCACACUCACAUGCUGAAAAUAGGUGCACAAAUCAGUGACGAGUAGGUGUGUAAAGAUACACACAUUGCCAACAGACUGUUGUAUCCACCAUGGAAAUAGUUUAAGCUGCUUUUUGCAUUUUUUCAUCUCAGUAUCUGAUGUAUCUUUCCAUCGUGCUCCUUUUACUAAUAUAAUCCUUUAAUAAUACAAUGAAUUUGUUAUGAUUCUGUACAUCUAUAUAUCCAAUACUGCACCUCUGACCAGCAUCUCUCUUAUGUCAGCAGGACAAUGGACAUGUUGUUAAUGCAUAUUUGUGAAUUCAUGUUCAAAUAAAACAUAAAAAAUC